Eutrema salsugineum is the source of this 847-nucleotide messenger RNA. Its product is annotated as dehydration-responsive element-binding protein 2E. The transcript has a single exon. NCBI's taxonomy places the organism in Eukaryota, Viridiplantae, Streptophyta, Magnoliopsida, Brassicales, Brassicaceae. Gene Ontology annotation, molecular function: transcription cis-regulatory region binding; DNA-binding transcription factor activity. The coding region runs from base 109 to 810 and encodes 233 amino acids. Gene Ontology annotation, cellular component: nucleus. The record is from RefSeq and is a predicted model, not a curated record. Gene Ontology annotation, biological process: positive regulation of DNA-templated transcription; response to stress.
AAAUAUACCAAUAUAUUCAGAUCGAAGUUUCUUCUACUUUAAUUCUUUUGGUUUUAUAUUCGAGAUUUACAGGUCUCUCUCGUUUUCCCUGUUUCUGUGCGUUAAACGAUGGAAAAGGAAGAUAACGGUUCAAAACAGAGCUCUUCAUCGAGAAGACGAAGAAGAGCGGUUGAGCCAGUGGAAGCGACGUUAAAGAGAUGGGUGAAGGAUGAAGAUGAAGAAGGGUUGGAGAAGGUUCGUAGGGUUCAAGCAAAAGGUUCGAGGAAAGGUUGUAUGAGAGGCAAAGGCGGACCAGAGAAUCCGGUUUGCCGGUUUAGAGGCGUUCGACAAAGGGUUUGGGGUAAAUGGGUCGCUGAGAUACGUGAACCAGUGAGCCACCGUGACGUAAACUCGAGCCGUAGCAAGCGUCUUUGGCUAGGAACGUUCGAUACUGCAGCCGAAGCCGCCUUGGCUUACGACAGAGCUGCUAGUGCCAUGUAUGGACGCUACGCACGGCUAAACUUCCCUGAAGAUCUUGGAAACGGACCAGGUAGAGAAGAUAUGAAGAAGAACGAUGAGACAGAAAGUUCUACAAGCUAUUACGGUAAUGCCAUGAUUGGAAUGAAAGACCAGAAGAACGACAAUGGUAUUGAGUUUGGCCAAGACAAGACUGAGAAUCUUGAUCCUCUUGUGUAUGAGAAUUCAGCAGUUAAAUCAGAAGGAGAUUACAGCUUUGAUCAGUUCGAGUUGGAUAAUGGAUUGUUGUACAAUGAAUCCAGUUAUUACCAGGGAGCUGGAUUCGAUUCGUAUUUAGAGUAUUCUAGGUUCUAGCUAGGGUUCUAAUGCUGCAUCGAUUAUACUAAAAGAC